Molecule: messenger RNA, 4659 nt
Organism: Dermochelys coriacea (leatherback sea turtle)
Lineage: Eukaryota; Metazoa; Chordata; Testudines; Dermochelyidae
Gene: SEL1L
Product: SEL1L adaptor subunit of ERAD E3 ubiquitin ligase
Exons: 21
Coding region: 180-2555 (791 amino acids)
Biological process (GO): ERAD pathway
Cellular component (GO): endoplasmic reticulum membrane
Molecular function (GO): protein binding
Source: RefSeq, a predicted model, not a curated record
GGGCCAUGUCGGAGAAGCCGUCGUGCAAUGGGCCGCCCGCGCUGUGAAUGGCCCCCAGUGUUUGGUUGUUGUCGUAGAGCUGGUGUGGCGUGAUUGGCCUCCUCGAGGCUAGGGGGGCGGGGUGGGGAAGCCGGACUUGGGGCUCCUCGGCGGCGUUGUCGCCUCACAGGAGCCCUGCGAUGGAUCCGCGGAAGCGGCUGGCGUUGCUACUCUGCGCCGCGGCGCUGUUGAGCUAUGGCCUAGCCACUGCGGAUGAAGAAGGCGGUCAGGAUGAGUCAUUAGAAUCAAAGACUUCCUUGCCUUCAGAAGAACAGGUCGGAGACCGCUCCACAGGAACCCGUGUUGUAGCGGGUCAGAUCUUCCUUGAGUCAGAGGAAUCAGACUCUCCCACUGAAGAUGAAGAGAGCUUUAGGAGCCAAGAAGAGGAGGAAGAGAGCAUGUUGGAGGAGCUUAACUCUCUUGAAAUGUCAAACCUAUUAAAUAAGAAUUUGGAAGAUGUAGCAAGGCAGAAACCAGUUUUGACAGCCAUCGGAGGCACUGCAGACGGUGAGCCCUGCCGCUUCCCUUUCCUGUUCCUGGAGAAGGAGUAUAUAGAGUGUACUGCUGAUGGGAGGGAAGAUGGCAGGCUUUGGUGUGCAACAACCUAUGAUUACAAGAGAGAUCAAAAGUGGGGCUUCUGUGAAACUGAAGAGCAGUCUAAUAAGAGAAGACAGAUGCAGGAAGCAGAGGAUGUUUACCAGACAGGGAUGAAAAUCCUUAACGAGAGCAGUAAAAAGGCACAGAAAAAAGAAGCAUAUCAGUAUCUUCUGAAAGCAGCUGACAUGAACCAUACCAAGGCAAUGGAAAAAGUGUCUUAUGCUCUAUUGUUUGGGGAUUACCUGAAGCAAAACAUCCAGUCUGCUAAAGAGCUGUUUGAGAAACUGACAGAGGAGGGAUCUCCUAAAGGGCAAACGGCUCUUGGAUUUCUCUAUGCAUCUGGCCUUGGUGUCAAUUCCAGUCAAGCUAAGGCCCUGGUUUAUUACACUUUUGGAGCUCUCGGAGGAAAUCUGAUAGCACACAUGAUUUUAGGUUACCGGUACUGGGGUGGGAUAGGAGUCCUUCAGAGUUGUGAAUCUGCUCUCACUCACUAUCGACUUGUGGCUAAUCAUGUGGCUAGCGAUAUAUCUCUGACAGGUGGCACAGUUGUGCAGAGAAUUCGCUUGGCAGAUGAAGUGGAAAAUCCAGGAAUGGCCAGUGGGAUGCUGGAGGAAGAUUUGAUUCAGUAUUAUCAGUUUCUAGCAGAGAAAGGAGAUGUACAAGCACAGGUUGGCCUUGGGCAGUUACAUUUACAUGGAGGAAGAGGAGUGGAGCAAAAUCAUCAGAGAGCGUUUGAAUACUUCAACCAAGCAGCUAAUGCUGGUAACUCGCAUGCCAUGGCCUUUCUAGGAAAGAUGUAUUCGGAAGGAAGUGAUAUCAUACCCCAGAGCAAUGAGACUGCUCUUCAGUAUUUCAAGAAAGCUGCUGAUAUGGGUAAUCCAGUUGGACAGAGUGGGCUAGGAAUGGCUUAUCUGUAUGGAAGAGGAGUUCCAGUGAAUUAUGAACUGGCAUUAAAGUAUUUCCAGAAGGCUGCAGAACAAGGAUGGGUAGAUGGACAGCUUCAGCUGGGCUCCAUGUAUUACAAUGGCAUUGGAGUGAAGAGAGACUAUAAACAGGCUUUGAAAUAUUUUAAUUUGGCCUCCCAGGGUGGUCAUAUUCUGGCUUUCUAUAACCUGGCACAGAUGCAUGCCACUGGCACCGGGGUGAUGCGCUCCUGUCAUACUGCUGUUGAGUUAUUUAAGAACGUAUGUGAACGAGGGCGCUGGUCUGAGAGACUCAUGACUGCCUACAAUAGCUAUAAAGAUGGUGAUUCAAAUGCUGCUGUGGUUCAAUAUCUCCUAUUGGCAGAACAAGGCUACGAAGUGGCACAGAGCAAUGCUGCCUUCAUACUUGAUCAGAAAGAGGCCAGCAUAGUAGGAGAGAAUGAGACUUAUCCCCAAGCCUUGCUGCAUUGGAAUAGAGCAGCCUCCCAAGGUUACACUGUUGCUAGAAUUAAGCUUGGAGAUUACCAUUUCUAUGGCUUUGGUACCGAUGUUGAUUAUGAAACUGCAUUUAUUCACUACCGACUGGCAUCAGAGCAACAGCAUAGUGCCCAAGCCAUGUUUAACCUGGGAUACAUGCAUGAGAAAGGACUGGGCAUCAAACAGGAUAUUCACCUUGCAAAACGCUUCUAUGACAUGGCAGCUGAAGCCAGCCCAGAUGCUCAAGUUCCUGUCUUCCUAGCACUCUGUAAACUCGGGAUUGUCUACUCCUUGCAGUAUGUACGAGAAACCAAUGUCAGAGAGAUACUGUCACAUCUUGACAUGGACCAGCUGUUGGGACCUGAAUGGGACCUUUACCUUAUGACUAUCAUCGCUUUGCUCCUAGGAACAGUUAUAGCUUACAGACAGAGGCAACAUCAAGCUAUCCCCAGACCGGCAGGGCUGCGGCCAGCUGUGCCCCAACAAGAACCUCCCCCAGAACAUCAGCCGCCACAAUAGCAGCAACAGGAAUCUCUAUGAAAAGAACUGUAUUCUCCAGCAGAAACUAUUUUCAUUGUGAUUUAGGACAGAUCAAUGGUCCUUUCCCUCCAAAAGAGGCUCAAAGAAGCAUAAAAUUCUGAAAGCUGCUUAGAAUGAUGCCUUUUUUUCAGGGAUAAGUAACUUUUUCUAGACUGAUUUGAAUGUUAUUUCAGUGCCAAUGGAAUAACACAAUGGCUUUUUUUCGUGAAACACAAAUGUGCUACUAUAAAAGUGAUGCCUGCUACAUCCAAUUUCUCUUUAUUCAAAGUCCUUUUUCAUCAUCUCUUAAAGUGUGUGGAAAACAUUGGCUAACAAGAGCUGACCCAUGUAGAAAGAAAAAAAUGUUGGAAGGCUGAAAACCUGAACUCUACUCUUCUGAGCAAAAAAAAAAUCCUCUAGAACUGCGAGAGAAUUUGUUUUUCUUAUCUGCAUCCCAAGUAUUCCUACAGACCUUAUUUUAAUUAUUCUUUAAUUAUUUUAAUUAUUCACAGUUCACAUAGUCUCAUUAUUUGCCUUUGAUGUUUUGACCUGAAUGUUUCCAUUCAGAAGAAGCAAAAACAAAAGCAAAAUCUGUAACUAUUGAGCAAACUUCUUGUUCUCUGUGAUUUGCACUUUCGGGGUUUUGUUUUUUCCUUGCAGCAUACAUUUUUGCUAAUGGCCAAUCUCUAUUCCAGAAGGCAAAUAGGGAUAGAUUGCAUUUGUAAAAUAAAAGAAUGAUUUAAAAAAUCCUCCACAGAAUGUCCUCCACAAAUAUUUGGAAAAGUGGUGAGUAUUUUCGUGUAGCCUCUGUGCAACUUGUGGGAUUUCAUAUCACAAGAGCAAAAGGGCAAUUUGUUAGUCUUCCUGCAUUAUUUUUUUAUUCUUGUCUCUCUAGCAAGGAGAGAGUGGUUAACUGUAGAAUGCAGCAAGAAUUAGUGUUAAGAAAAGAUGCUGAUGGUGGGGACAUAGCCAGAAGCCUUCUCAGCUCAGUUAUAGGUAGACUGUUUUUCUAGUGUUUCUUUUAUUAAAAGGUGGGACUCUCGUGUUUCUCCAGCUAGUCUUACAACUUCAGCAAUCCAGUCAGUAAGUACAAUGGAAAUGACCUGUAUUGCAAGGUUUUUAUGCAGCUAAAAUCUAUAUAUCUUGCUACAUACAUAGUGGGUGCAGCAGAGAAUCUGCCUCUAUCUUCUGAGCACAUCUAAAUGAAAGGGGUACAAAGAGGUGAAUUCCAGCUCCUUACUCUUGGAGCUGGAUUUUCAUCAGCAUUGCUGCACUUCAGAGCAGCCUAAGAACUGCUUGGAAAUGUGCCAGCUGGUAACAGCCCCUCACUGGAACACAGGAGCAUCUAGAGUGGAGAUGGUCCUAAUGGAUUAUGGCUCCUUCGUGUCACUAGAGCAGUGCAAAGGUGCCACCCUGGGGUAGAGAAUCUGACCUAUAAACUCAAGGUUCUUGUUUUGUAAAAUUCUUGAUAGUUUUUUAACUGAUCAUAACCAUUUGGAAGCUAAAUGCACAAAGUAAAUAUGGGAGAAUAGCUUUCUGGGGGAAGAAGGCAGAAAUAUGUACUCCUUUUUCUCAGUAGCAGAUAUGGAUAUUUGUUUCCAUAUUAAGGCUAUACCCUGUGGAUACACUAUUUUAAAGCAAAAUGAAAUUUCAAUAUUCAAGACUCUGAUGUUUUCUCUAGAUCGUACAUUGUGCAUUUAAAGAGUUAACUGCUUCCUUUUUAAAGGCUUUUGUUCAGUAGAUUGGCAUUUAAGAAAGAACCAACCUGUAUGAAAAGGCUUCGAAACUGUGAGAUCUUGUAGGUUUUGUACAUAAUGUAUUAUAAAGAGUUGAAUGGGCAAGGUCUCUUUGCAGUUAACUUGUUGCAUUUUGGGAGAAGGGCUAAAUAUUCUUUUCUGGAAGCUCAUGUUUUGUGGCUGACUGCAGUAUUAUGAAUACAGAAAAAACUUUUAGAUACUCCAAGAGCGUGGAGUCAGAAUCUCACUAGGUCUUCAUGGAAGUUGCAUUCUGGGGCAGAAGGAUGUUUCAAUUCUGUUUGAGAGGGAAAAGUAUUGAAUUUCUACAUGGUCUGAUUAAAAUGUAUAGCAGUUCACUGAAUUUUUUU